CGCUGCCAAAGUUCUACAACAACGUCUCCUCCUUCCGUCAAGAAAGAAAAAAAAAAAAGAAAAAAGGGGAAGAAAAGAAAAGAAAAUAAAAUAAAAAGAAACAACGUCUCCUCCUCUCUCCACUCCUGCCGAAGCCCUCGUUUUUCCCAUCCCGAGGGCGAUCUCUAGCUGUAGAUCCUCUCCCUCGGUCUCCGCCUCGGAAUCGACAUGUGGCGCGGUGACCCUCGUCGUCUUCUUUCUCUCCUCUCUUGUGCCUGUUAAGAUCCCUCCGAGCACCUCUUUUGGUCCUCGUUCUCAUCGCUUUCUUUGGGUUUCUGGCGGACGACCCCGAUUCCCUAUAAAAGGUUAGAAUGGCUGCCACCUCAUUUCAUCAGGCCAUUGGAUCCAUCCACGCCCAUGGGUGUCACAGCAGCUUUGGCUCUCAGAAUGGAAUUAGAAAUUUGUCGGUGAAUAUGAUUUCUAGGGGUUUUGAUGUUGAUGUACGGCUGGUUGCAAGGGGAAAUUGCAGCUCUGGGAGCUGGAAAUUGAGUGUAACCCAUGCAUCAGGCUCACAUUCUUCCGUAGCUGAUCCAGUUCAAAUACCAUCAAAGAAUAAUUCUAGUGACUCAAAGAAAAAGCCACAUGAAACUGCGCUUAUAUUGAUUCGGCAUGGUGAGUCUUUGUGGAAUGAGAAAAAUUUGUUUACUGGAUGUGUUGAUGUACCCUUGACUCAAAAGGGCGUGGAGGAGGCAAUUGAAGCUGGAAAAAGGAUAUGCAACAUACCUGUGGACAUGAUCUAUACUUCUGCUUUGAUUCGUGCUCAAAUGACUGCCAUGCUUGCCAUGACACAGCAUCGCCGGAAGAAGGUUCCAAUCAUCACACACAGUGAGAGUGAACAGGCCCAGAGAUGGAGUCAGAUUUAUAGUGAAGAAACAAAGAAACAAUCUAUUCCAGUGAUAGCGGCUUGGCAAUUGAAUGAGAGAAUGUACGGUGAAUUACAAGGUCUCAACAAGCAAGAAACAGCAGAUCGAUUUGGAAAAGAGAAAGUUCAUGAAUGGCGUCGCAGUUAUGACAUCCCUCCCCCAAAUGGAGAGAGUUUGGAGAUGUGUGCCCAAAGGGCUGUUGCUUAUUUCAAAGAGCAGAUUGAACCCCAACUUUUGAGGGGAAAAAAUGUGAUGAUUGCUGCACAUGGGAAUUCACUAAGGUCUAUUAUUAUGUACCUUGACAAGCUGACUUCUCAAGAGGUAAUCAGCCUUGAGUUGUCAACUGGCAUUCCUAUGCUCUAUAUUUUCAGAGAUGGCAAAUUCAUCAGGAGAGGGAGUCCUGUAGGACCUUCUGAGGCUGGUGUUUAUGCUUAUACUAAGAGCUUGGCUCUUUAUAGGCAGAAACUGGAUGAGAUGUUCCACUGAUAGGAUUAAGCAGGUCAAUAACGAAGGUCGUCUCGGUUAGUGAUGGCUUAAGCAUUACCAUUUUGUGAUGUCUUAGUGGCUUCAAUCAUAUGUGAUCAGUUCCAUGGAGUGGUUGUUUCCGACUGAUGUACAAGAGACUGUCACUGCCUUCAGUUGUAAUGCAAGAUCUCCACAUGUAUUCAUGAUGGGAUCAACAACCAUGUUUUGUUACAAUUUCCUCCACAUAAGCUACACAUAGAACAAUAAUACGGCGAGCAUUUGGCUGGUUACUAGUUUUCUCAUAGCUCAGUCCACUGGUAGCCUCAGAUCCCAUCGCUGGAACCAUGCUGAGGUUGAUAUUUUGGCUUCCUUGGUAACCAGUUGGUAGGGCGGUUGGGUUGGCUCUCUGCUCUUUACCAUUAGUUGAAUUGAGUUUCUAAUAUUGUGAACAUUGAGCUGUUUGGAAAGGAUAAAAAUGUUCUUUUGUCAAAAAAUCACGGGUGCCAGGGGUUAUUUCUACUUUUUUUUUUUUUGGAUAGGACUGAAGGUUCUUGAUUCUUAAUAUCGGGCCUUAAAUCUUAAUGUCUGCUCUUUUUCACAGUAGGCAAUUUUCUUAAGCUUGCUUGCAUAGGUGGCAUUGUACAGAUAAGCGGCUUUUGCUUUUGUGGUAAAAAAAAAAAAAGUUAAUCCUC
This is a messenger RNA of Elaeis guineensis (African oil palm), 2059 nucleotides long. Its product is annotated as 2,3-bisphosphoglycerate-dependent phosphoglycerate mutase 1. Lineage: Eukaryota; Viridiplantae; Streptophyta; Magnoliopsida; Arecales; Arecaceae. Gene Ontology annotation, biological process: glycolytic process. The record is from RefSeq and is a predicted model, not a curated record. Gene Ontology annotation, molecular function: intramolecular phosphotransferase activity.